CUUUAGAGUUUACAUACAAUAGAAGGGUGAGAAAAAAAACCCGCCUUGUUAAUGAGAGGUGGGGUCAGACUUGUUCAAGCUGACAGGACACAUUAACGCGCUCUUAUUUUUUUUCUAAGAAAGAAGUGUUUUCUUGCGCUUUGUGCACGAUUGUGAACGGCAUUUUUGCUUUGCGUCACUGAUUUUAUUUACUGUGUUACCUGGUAACGGCGCGUUCACUUACACGUUCCCUUUGAAACGUAUAUAAGUACAGUACCCGCUACACAUGGGUUCCGUCGCGUAUUGUCUCGAUUUUAAACGGGUUGGUAAAUCAAUGAGUAAAAGGGUAAUUUGUUAAUAGAUUUUCAUUCUACCCAUGCAUGCGUUGGAAAGAAAUCGUGGCUGUUUUUUGAGAGGAAAAAAAGCACCUUUUAUUUUGUGAAACAUCAGUGAAUCUGUUUUUAAAGAUGCCUCAAACUUUGUUUAACAAAUAUCAACAGGCGGUUUUGUAAAUAAGACUGCAAAACUGUUAUUUAUUUUAUUAUUAUUAUUAUUAUUUUUUUAACCUAUGGCUUAUCAUGACCGAAAUAAGAAGAUUCUACUGGAUUUGGUGAAACAGCCCGAUAACAACCGUUGCGCCGACUGUGGAUCUCCGGACCCAGACUGGGCCUCUUGCACGCUGGGCGUCUUCGUGUGCCUCACCUGCUCUGGAACACACCGGAACCUGACCAACGGCAGCCGCAUUAAAUCCAUACGCCUGGACCUGUGGGACGACGAGCUGGUGCAGUUCAUGAGGGCCAAUGGGAACGCCUCUGCGAGGGAGCUAUACGAAAUGGCCGUCCCGCCAUUCUACUACCGCCCGCGGGAGCAGGACUGUGUGGUCCUGCGGGAGCAGUGGAUCAGGGCCAAGUACGAGAGGCAGGAGUUCAGCAGUCAGGGCGUGCACCUGCAGCAGGUCUACAGUUCGGGCCUGUAUGCGGGGUCUCUGUGGAAGAAAGGCAGAGAUAAUGGACAGUUCCUGAAGAGGAGAUUCGUCCUGUCUGACCGGGAUUUCACCCUCAGAUACUUCACCUCUGACCUUCCAUCCAAAGGGCCCAAAGCCGUCAUCGCCGUGAAGACGCUAAACGCCUCCUUCCAGCCAGAGAAGAUCGGCCACCCACAUGGCCUCCAGCUGACCUACCUGUGUGAAGACCACACCCGGAACCUGUUCCUGUACCACACUGAUGGCCAGGAGAUCGUCAACUGGUUCAACGCCAUCCGAGCAGCCCGAUUGGCCUACCUGCAGACGGCCUUCCCCACAGCCACUGACAGUGAACUGCAGCCCUGGAUAACCCGAAAUUACCUCAAAGAAGGGUACAUGGAGAAAACCGGCCCACUGCAGCGGGAGCCCUUCAAAAAGAGGUGGUUUGUGCUCGAUGCUCAGGACAGGAAGCUGCUCUAUUUUAAAACCCAGUUGGACGCGGUGGAGCUGGGCGUGGCCUUCCUCGGCACAGCGGCCCGGGGCUACUCUGUGCGGGAGAGCGAGCCCAAAGGCGCCCGCGGCAACAAGUGGAAGUUUGGCGUCACCGUGGAGACGCCGUGGCGCCAGUUCGUCUUCAUGUGCGAGCUGGAGAGCGAGCAGAGGGAGUGGGUGGCGGCCUUCAGCCGGGUCAUCUCCCAACCAAUGACCCCCCAGGACUAUGCCACUGAGGUGAACUUGAUGAGGUGAAGAGCCCAGAGACUCCAGACAUAGAAGAGCAUGAAAUGCACACAGCUAUCAGAAUGACUAUGGACAGGGUGACAACCUCAAAGUCUGGAGACAACCACGGGAGCAAGAUGAACAGGUUCCAUGGUUUCGGCCUGCACCUUGGUGUGAACAGAAGAUUGUGGGUCCAGAGUUCAUACCAAGCACCUACUGAUCACUGAUAAUGGACAACAUUACUUUCUUUCCCGUGCCAAGGGAUUUCUACUGUCCUCUGGACACCUGCCGACAUAAUAAAAAGUAUUUAAGAGAUCUGUCGAUACCAUCACAAGACAUUGCUGUGACACUAUAUGCUAGACUGCUCAGAGAAGCUCCGCUUAAAGAAGGAACUGGUCUCCAAAAGCACAGCGAUUUUAGCAAUGCGUGAAUAAUGUACGCUGGAAAACAUUGCGACACCUUCCUUCUUCUAAAGUACCGCAUGCAGAAGUAUGUUGACACCAAUAAAGUAGACGCCUUCAUCUUUCAAAAGCAAAUGAAGACUGGAUUGUUCUGCCAAAUGCAAAGCUCUGUGAAAUUCCAUGGCAAAAAAACCCUCGCUAUCAGCAAUUGUACGUUUUACUUCCGAAGACAAAUUUCUACUUUCAUUGUUGACUUUGUAAUUAAAUGAUUGCUUAAUACCUUUACGUUCCAUGAAGGAACUGAAAUCGAUUUUAUUUAUUUUUUUGUCAACAAAAUGAGCACCCCUUUUGGGAAACAUUACUGCUAACAGGACACAUUACCAUAUGAUGCAUGGAGCAUAACUCUGAACUCUACAGCCGAGGAGAAUCCCAACAGCGCCUUACUACUAAGCCAGGUUCAUUAUAGCCAGGCGCAACGAUUCCCACCGCCCACUAUAUCUUACGUAAGAUGGACGUUGAAUUUGGUAUCCACGGUGAUGUCGAUUAAUAAACUGAUACCAGUGCACAAUGAUGCAACUGCCAAA
Messenger RNA from Conger conger (European conger), 2642 nucleotides. It is a transcript of the gene adap2, whose product is annotated as ArfGAP with dual PH domains 2. Lineage: Eukaryota; Metazoa; Chordata; Actinopteri; Anguilliformes; Congridae. The record is from RefSeq and is a predicted model, not a curated record. The transcript has 11 exons. Bases 548 to 1687 code for a protein of 379 amino acids. Gene Ontology annotation, molecular function: GTPase activator activity; phosphatidylinositol bisphosphate binding. Gene Ontology annotation, cellular component: plasma membrane; intracellular membrane-bounded organelle. Gene Ontology annotation, biological process: positive regulation of GTPase activity.